AUGAAAGCGAUCCAACUGCCCGCGCUGGUCAAAGGACCCAACGAGCUCCAUGCGGUGACUCUACCAGACCUUCAACCACACCCAUCGAAGUAUUUGAUCCGAAUCCACGCCGCAGCAGCCAACUUCUUCGACAACCUCCAGAUCCAAGGGAAACACCAACAGAAGCCUCCGUUGCCUUUCAUCGCCGGCAACGAGUUCUCCGGCGAGAUCCUGGCGGUGCCAACUUCGGCACCAAGCAAUGGAGGCCAAUGGCGCUUUAAACGAGGAGAUCGAGCGUUUGGAGCUGGGCUAGGAGCCUUCGCCACGCAGAUCCUGGCCGACGAGCCGGAUCUGAGACCCGUGCCGAAGAACUGGAGCUAUCUCGAAGCUUCGAGUCUUUUUUAUACGGCUCCCACAGCCUAUGCGGCGCUGAUUCUGCGAGCACAGGCAAAGAAAGGAGACUACGUCCUGGUCCACGGCGCGGGCGGUGGCGUCGGCCUCGCAGCCGUGUCCAUCGCCAGAGCACUAGGCCUAUACGUGAUCGCCUCCGCGGACACAGAAAAGAAGCGACAGGUCGCGAAAUCAUUCGGCGCGCACUUCGUAGUCGAUAGCAACAGCGACUGGGCCGAGCAAGCCAAGAGUCACACUCCCGACAAGCGCGGUGUCGACGUGGUCCUGGACACGCUGGGCGUCAUCGACAAGAGCCUGAAAUGCAUCCGCUGGAACGGGCGGCUGGUGAUCAUCGGAUUCGCGGCCGGGGCGAUUGAGAAGAUUGCGACGAACCGGAUCUUGUUGAAGAAUGUGUCGCUAUCCGGUCUGUUUUGGGGCAUGUAUGCCACAAUGGAGCCUGAGAGUGUUGCCGCCGUGUGGACCACGCUGUUGGAAUUGGUUGAGCAGGGGGGAAUUAAGCCGAUUAACUAUACUGGGAAGGAAUUUCAUGGGCUGGAAGAAAUCCCGGCGGCGUUGGAGCUGCUUUCGACAGGUAUGUGA
Messenger RNA from Exophiala aquamarina CBS 119918, 969 nucleotides. RefSeq lists its product as uncharacterized. The record is from RefSeq and is a predicted model, not a curated record. NCBI's taxonomy places the organism in Eukaryota, Fungi, Ascomycota, Eurotiomycetes, Chaetothyriales, Herpotrichiellaceae. Bases 1 to 969 code for a protein of 322 amino acids. The transcript has 2 exons. Gene Ontology annotation, molecular function: oxidoreductase activity. Gene Ontology annotation, cellular component: mitochondrion.